GUCGGCCCGGAAACUCACACGUGGUGUUCCUGUGCUAUGUGUUUUGGUCGACCACUGCUUUCGAGAAGUCGUAGCCCCCCGAACCAUGUUAAAGUCCAAAACCUUUGUUAAAAAGACCCGUUCAGGUGGCGUGCUGAAGAUAGUACGUGAACACUAUCUGCGAGACGACAUUUGGUGUGGCAGUGAAGUUUGUACAGAGUGCAAAGAUGACUCCCCGGUGCUGCAGAGAGAUGCUUUCAUCCAGAGUCGUCUCUGCACGUACCCUCACUACUUAAUCCCAGACACCAAUGUGGUGCUACACCAGAUUGAUAUUCUCGAGGACCCCGUGAUGAGGAACGUGGUUAUCCUUCAGACGGUUUUACAGGAGGUUAGACACAGGAGCGCCCCAGUUUACAAACGGAUCAAAGACGCCAUUCAUGAGAAGGAGAAACAUUUUUACACGUUUACCAACGAGCAUCACAGGGAGACGUUCGUCGAGCGGGAGCAGGGAGAGAGCGCCAACGACCGCAACGACCGAGCCAUCCGUGUGGCUGCCUUGUGGUACAACCAACACCUGCGCAAAGCUCCGUGUGCUGGGGAGCUGAGAGUGGUUCUCCUCACCAACGACCAAGCCAACAAGGAGAAAGCCACGGAGGAUGGGCUGCUGGCCUACAGAUGUGAGGAAUACAUUAAAAGCCUGAUCGGCAAUCCAGAGCUUGUAGACAGACUGGCGCUGACGUCCAACGAACAGAACGAGAUCACCGGCGGGAGGGUCCUGUUCCCUGAGCACCUGCCUCUGUCCAGGAUCCAAACGGGCAUCAAAAACGGCACUUUCCUGCAGGGGACGUUCCGUGCCAACAGGGACAACUACCUGGAGGCCACCGUGUUCGUCCAUGGAGAAGGCGAGGAUGGCACAGAGGUUCUGCUCCAGGGCCUCCAGAACCUGAACCGAGCCGUUCACCAGGACAUUGUGGCAGUGGAGCUCUUCCCCAGGGAGCGCUGGGCUGCCCCUUCUGCUGCGGUGCUGGAGGACGACCAUGCCAACGACGAAGAUGCCGAGGAGGAAGAGGCAGAGAAGUUGGAGAGUCCUGCAUUGGAGACCAGCAUGCUAAAGCCCACUGGCAGGGUGGUGGGGAUUAUUAAGAGGAACUGGCGGCCCUUCUGUGGGAUGCUCACACAGUCGCAAAUCAAAGAGGCCACCAGGCACCUGUUCACCCCGGCAGACCGCCACAUCCCCCGCAUCCGCAUCGAGACACGCCAGGCCUCCGCCCUGGUGGGCCACAGGAUCAUCGUCGCCAUCGACGGAUGGCCCCGGAACUCCAGAUACCCCAACGGUCACUUUGUGAGGAAUCUGGGAGGAGCCGGAGACAAAGAGACGGAGACCGAGGUGCUGCUUCUAGAACACGACGUUCCUCACCAGCCCUUCUCAAAGGCUGUGCUCAGCUUCCUGCCCAGAAUGCCCUGGGCCAUUACUGAGGAGGAUCUGAAAGUGAGGGCGGAUCUGAGACACCUGUGCGUGUGCAGCGUAGACCCUCCUGGCUGCACAGACAUCGACGACGCCUUACACUGUCGGGAGCUGGACAACGGAAACCUAGAGGUCGGUGUCCAUAUAGCAGAUGUCAGCCAUUUUAUUCGCCCAGGAAACGCGUUAGACCAGGAAGCUGCCAACAGAGGCACCACAGUCUACCUGUGUGGGAAGAGGAUUGACAUGGUCCCGGAGCUCCUCAGCUCUGACCUUUGUUCUCUUCGCUCCAAUGUGGACAGGUUAGCCUUCUCCUGUGUUUGGGAGAUGAACCGCAAUGCUGAAAUAAUCAGGACUCACUUCACAAAGAGUGUCAUCAAUUCCAAGGCCUCUCUGACCUACGCCGAAGCUCAGAUGAGAAUCGAUGAUGCAACCAUGAACGAUGACAUCACCAAUAGCCUCCGUGGUCUAAAUGCACUGGCCAAGAUUUUAAAGGGCCGGCGAAUUGAGAAAGGGGCUCUGACUCUCUCCUCCCCAGAAGUCCGCUUCCACAUGGACAGUGAAACCCACGACCCCAUAGACCUCCAGACCAAGGAGCUGAAAGACACCAACUCCAUGGUGGAAGAGUUCAUGUUGCUGGCUAACAUCUCCGUAGCCCAGAAGAUCUAUGAGGAGUUCUCAGAGUGCGCUUUGCUCCGGAAACACCCUGCCCCUCCCCUGUCCAACUACGACAUCCUCGUUAAAGCCGCCAAGUCUAGGGAUCUGGAGAUCCACACGGACUCGGCCAAGGCGCUGGCCGACUCGCUGAACGCGGCGGUGCUGGGAGGCUUCCCCUACUUCAACACCCUGCUGCGCAUCCUGGCCACGCGCUGCAUGAUGCAGGCCAUCUACUUCUGCUCCGGAAUGGACAGCGACUUCCGCCACUACGGACUGGCCUCGCCCAUCUACACGCACUUCACCUCGCCAAUCAGGAGGUACUCUGAUAUCAUAGUGCACCGGCUGCUGGCAGUGGCCAUCAAUGCGGACGGCACCUACCCAGACCUGAUGGACAAGCACAAGCAGUCCACCCUGUGCAACAACCUCAACUACAGGCACAAAAUGGCGCAGUACGCACAGAGGGCGUCGGUGGCCUUCCACACACAGCUCUUCUUCAAGAACAAAGGCAUCCUGAACGAAGAAGGCUUCAUCCUCUUCGUGAGGAAGAACGCCAUCAUCAUCCUCAUUGCUAAGUUUGGCCUGGAGGGCACGGUGUUCUUCAAGAACAAGGGCAAACCGGGACCGAAGCUCAGCUUCGACUCCGAGGGUCCAAGCCUGACCGUGGAGGAUCAGCACACCUUCCACAUGUUCGACAAGGUCAAAGUGACCGUCACCCUGGAUGCCUCCAACAUCCAGCACCAGAAGAUCAGGAUGGCCCUGGUGGAGCCUGUGAUCGCCGGUGUCAGUGUGGCGUGGCCAGAGCCAGCAGCAAAGAAACCCAAACUGGAUCGCUGACCUGCAGAAUUUCACGGGAGCCCAUCAUCCCACAUUUUUACUGUGUGUGUGGUUUUUUUUAAACGAAUGUAAAUAGUUUGCUUGGAUCAGUCCUGUAUAGAUACAUUGUAUCAACAGCCUACUACAGAGAGGGCAUCCCUGGAGCAGGGAUCUGGCUGGUCUGUACACAUGUGUAAUAAAAACUGUUUUUUAAACGAA
This is a messenger RNA of Electrophorus electricus (electric eel), 3130 nucleotides long. RefSeq names its product DIS3 exosome endoribonuclease and 3'-5' exoribonuclease (gene dis3). The record is from RefSeq and is a predicted model, not a curated record. Gene Ontology annotation, cellular component: nuclear exosome (RNase complex); cytoplasmic exosome (RNase complex). Gene Ontology annotation, molecular function: RNA binding; 3'-5'-RNA exonuclease activity; endonuclease activity. NCBI's taxonomy places the organism in Eukaryota, Metazoa, Chordata, Actinopteri, Gymnotiformes, Gymnotidae. Gene Ontology annotation, biological process: nuclear mRNA surveillance of mRNA 3'-end processing; rRNA catabolic process.